This is a messenger RNA of Thecamonas trahens ATCC 50062, 1475 nucleotides long. RefSeq names its product ribosome biogenesis protein WDR12. Gene Ontology annotation, molecular function: protein binding. The coding region runs from base 7 to 1461 and encodes 484 amino acids. Gene Ontology annotation, cellular component: preribosome, large subunit precursor. Lineage: Eukaryota; Apusomonadida; Apusomonadidae. The transcript is spliced from 2 exons. The record is from RefSeq and is a predicted model, not a curated record.
UGAACCAUGGCCGAGACUCUCCAGGUCCAGCUGGUCUCGCGGUGCCGCGAGCCGGCCCACAGCAAGGUCCCCUCCUCGCUCUUCUCCGUCCCCAUCUCCUCCACCCGUUACGCCCUCUCUGAGCUUGUCAAUGUGCUCCUCUCGCUCGAGCCUGCGGUGCCGUUCGACUUUAUGAUUGAUGGAACUUUCCUCCGCACCACGCUGGAGGGGUACGUGCUCGAGUCCAAGGGUACACUCUCGGCAGAGACCGUGCUGGUCAUCGAGUACACCGAGGCGCUCGCCCGGCCCCAGCCCGACGUGCUUGAGAACCAGGACGAUUGGAUCGCAGACCUCGCCAUCGGCGCCACCAAGUUCCUGCCCAAGGCCUUCCAGGUCAAGGGAAAGGGAGGCCGGAAGGCCCGCGCCAACAAUGCUCUGCCGUUCCUUGCCUCGGCCUCGUACGACGGCCUUGUCCGCAUCCGCCCGCUUCGCGAGGACGGCGCGUACGCCUCGGACGCCGCGCCGCUGAUCGCGGCCGGCCACAAGGCUGCCGUCAAGGCAGUCGCCGUCUCGGGCUCCACCCUUGUCUCUGCCGGUCGCGAUCAUGGCGUCGCCCUGUAUGAGCUUGACCCGACCAAGCCGCACGCCCGAUCGACGUCCAAGGGCGUCGUCCUGCCGUCGGCUACCGGCGCCCACGACGACACCGUCGAGUCGGUCGCCUUCCACCCGCUGGGCAUGACCUUUAUCACCGGCGCCUGGGACGGCAAGGUCCAGGUCUACAACGCGUCUAUCGCCGCCGCCGUCGAGGCCGCCGCCUCGUCCGCCACCGCAGGCGGCGACGACGACGACGGCCGCCCCGCCAAGCGCGCAAAGUCCGGCAAGGCCGCCGCCAGCCUCGCAGACCCUGCUCCACUCUCGCCGCUCAUCACUCUCGAGGGCCACACCGGCGCGGUGACCACUGCUCUGUUCGAGAACUUUGGCGACGGAACCAACGCGCUGUCGGCGUCGUGGGACCACUCGCUGCGCGUGUGGGACGUGCCGUCGGGCGCCAACGCAACCAUCAUCGCCACAGAGACCGCCGUCCUCGACAUCGGCCUUUGCUCAGCGCCGUCGUCGUCGGCCACCCUCACCGCCCACGCCGGGCCCGUUGUUCGGCUCUGGGACUUCCGCACCCAGGACCCGGCGUCCGCCAAGUUCAAGGGCCACGGCGGCUUUGUUCCGGCCGUGGCGUGGAUGCCCGGCUCCGCCGUCCACUUUGCCACUGCCGCCCACGAUGGAAAGGUCCGCGUCUGGGACAUCCGCUCGCCUUCCAUCCCGCUCUACUCGGUCGCCGUCCACUCGGACAAGGUCUUUUCACUCGCCUGGCUCUCCGAGACUGUCAUCCUCACAGGCUCGGCCGACUGCACGGUCAGCCGCGUGGUCCUGGGCGAUGGCCUUUCGGUCCAGCCCAUGGCUGUCGCCAGCAACAUCGACUCCGAGUAAUUGUAAAGCUUGCU